Nicotiana tabacum (common tobacco) is the source of this 1007-nucleotide messenger RNA. The record is from RefSeq and is a predicted model, not a curated record. Lineage: Eukaryota; Viridiplantae; Streptophyta; Magnoliopsida; Solanales; Solanaceae.
UGUUUUUUUUUGGCACGAGGGAAGACGAACCCUUUAUAUAUGUAUGCUGGAUCUCUAGUUGAUAUUUGAAGAGUCCAUAACCGUUUGUGUACGGAAUAGAGAACGAAGAAGAGAGGCGAAGGAGGAGUUGUUAGCCUGUGUUUAAAGAAAGUUGAUAAGUGGAACGUGUUCAGAUCGUGGAGCAAUGGCUGGUGGUGCGUGGAAUAGACGCACAUCCUUGAUCGUCUUCGGGAUCGUCUUGUUCGGGUGCUUGUUCGCAUUUUCUAUAGCCACUGAAGAAGCUACCAAGUUGGGAACAGUUAUUGGAAUAGAUCUUGGAACAACUUACUCAUGUGUUGGUGUUUACAAGAAUGGACAUGUUGAAAUUAUAGCGAAUGACCAAGGUAAUCGUAUCACCCCUUCAUGGGUUGCCUUCACUGAUGGUGAGAGGCUGAUUGGUGAGGCAGCAAAGAAUUUAGCCGCUGUUAACCCAGAGAGGACCAUCUUCGAUGUCAAAAGACUUAUUGGAAGAAAGUUUGAUGACAAAGAAGUACAAAGGGACAUGAAACUUGUUCCGUACAAGAUUGUUAACAAGGAUGGUAAACCAUAUAUCCAAGUUAAGAUUAAAGAUGGGGAGACCAAGAUCUUCAGUCCUGAGGAGAUCAGUGCAAUGAUCCUGACCAAGAUGAAGGAAACAGCUGAAGCUUACCUCGGAAAGAAAAUCAAGGAUGCAGUUGUCACUGUUCCAGCAUACUUUAACGAUGCCCAGAGGCAAGCCACUAAGGAUGCAGGUGUAAUCGCUGGACUAAAUGUGGCCAGAAUUAUUAAUGAACCAACUGCAGCAGCAAUUGCCUAUGGAUUAGAUAAGAAAGGUGGUGAAAAGAACAUCCUUGUCUUUGACCUUGGUGGUGGUACAUUUGAUGUUAGCAUCCUCACCAUUGAUAAUGGUGUUUUUGAAGUUCUUUCCACAAAUGGAGACACUCACCUGGGAGGAGAGGACUUUGACCAGAGGAUUAUGGAGUACUUCA